Molecule: messenger RNA, 2666 nt
Organism: Danio aesculapii
Lineage: Eukaryota; Metazoa; Chordata; Actinopteri; Cypriniformes; Danionidae
Gene: smpd2b
Product: sphingomyelin phosphodiesterase 2b
Exons: 11
Coding region: 400-1710 (436 amino acids)
Cellular component (GO): cytoplasm
Molecular function (GO): sphingomyelin phosphodiesterase activity
Source: RefSeq, a predicted model, not a curated record
UUACAUUUUCAUCAAAUCAGCGGCUAAAUGAAGUUAAACUAAAGUUGUUUUAACGUUAUAUUGCAAAAUGGAGGUUGCGUUUACGCGCUAUACAAACUCAAGUGUCAGUAACAAGGAGAAAGACGAUUUAUUUGGUGCUGCUCACCUCUUGUAAAAUGAACACGCUUGAUCAUAUUACAAAUUAAAAGUUUACAGUUAGCUGAAAUGACUUUUUAGCGUCGACAUCCGAUGAGGAAGUAACUAUAGCGGUCUGGCCAUUGAUGACUAGAAAAACCGAUGGACAGGAUAUGAGACACACCGAACUCAGGAAAGAUUGUUCAUAACAGCGAUUAUUACUCAUUUGCACCAACUGAGAGAAAUAUUAAUUCAUCUAAAGAUUGGCCCAAAAUACUCAUCGCCAUGACAACCUCAGAGCCAAUCAAAUUUCGAGUCUUGUCUCUCAACUGCUGGGGGGUCCGAUUCCUCAGUAAGAAAUGCCAGGAGAGGUUUGUUCUGAUCGGAGAGCUGCUGAAUCAGGAAGAGCUGGAUGUAGCGUUACUACAGGAGGUUUGGUGUGAGAAAGACUUCUUGUAUUUAAAGAAGAAGCUCAGCAGUGUAUAUCCACAUUCUCAUUAUUUUAAAAGUGGAUUUUUUGGGAGCGGACUGGCUGUGUUUUCCAAACAUCAAAUCCAUGAUGCCUUUCUCUACAGAUACUCAUUAAAUGGAUAUCCGUACAUGGCUCAGCAUGGCGACUGGUUUGGUGGUAAAGCUGUGGGGAAGCUCCUGCUGAACAUCAGUGGGCUGAAGGUUCAUGUCUUUGUCACUCAUCUGCAUGCAGAAUAUUGCAGAGAGAAAGAUUCGUAUCUCCCGCACAGAGUGGUUCAAGCCUGGGAGCUGCAACAGUUUAUAAGGCAUACUAGCGCUGGAGCAGACGUGGUGAUUCUGGGUGGAGAUCUGAACAUGCAUCCGGAUGAUCUGGGCACCAGACUGCUGAGAAACUACACUGGACUGCAGGACAGCUUCACCGAGGCCGCUGCAUUUGAUGGGUGUGAAGGAGGACUCACUCAUAUAUCUGAAAACCCGUUCACACACGCGGAUGGACUCGCUCCAUUUGGUGGAGGGAUCCGAAUCGACUAUAUCAUGUUUAAGGGAUCAGGGGAAGUGGAUGUGAGCUGCGAGUCUUUGUCCACUACUAAGGGUCCUGUUCCCGGACAGCCGUUUCCGUACUCUGACCACGAGGCUCUCACUGCCCAGUUCCUGUUUACACCAACUAAAAAGGGCAAUAAAUGCGCGGAGAACAAAUCUGGCUGCAUUUCAGAUGAUCUUCCUGAGCUGGUCAACACGGUGAAUGAAGCUCGCACUGAAGUAAAGGUAGGUCUGCACUGCUCUGAGGGCAUGCGCUACACUGCGGCUCGAACAGGAAUCAUGGGUCUCGUCCUGUUAAUACUGGAGCUGGUCAUCGCUGCUGUCCCGUUGUUUGCUCUGGGAGCCGAACAGCCCUUUCCCAAGGCCACCUUCUACCUGCUGGGGGCGCUGUGCUUUGCCAUCCUGCUCUCCACACUGAUGCUGUACAUCUUCUACAGUAUGGAGGUGAAGGCGCUGCAAGGCACUGAGGACCAGAUGAGACUAGCCGUUAGUAGCCUUCAGGAAGAGCUUAAGGAGUACCCCAAGGUUCUGUCCUUGGACCAUCUACGUAAUCCACACGAUUGCAAGAAUUUGGCUCAUUCGUAGCUUUUUAUCAAUGGAAUCAGACUUUAUAACUACUAAUAAGCAGUUAAUAUCUUAAUAGGCAGGUAAUAAGCCAGUAGUUAAGUAGCUUUCAGGAGCCAGUUUGAGUACCCCAAGGUUCUGUCCUCCGACCAUCUGCUGAAAUCCACCGGGAGUGCAAGAAUUUGGCUCACUUGUAGCUUUUUAGCAAUGGAAAACUACUUUAUAACUACUAAUGAACACUUUGUAUCUUAUUAAUAGGCAGGUAAUAAGCCAGUUGUUAAGUAGCCCUCAGGAACAGUUAAGGGGUCCCCCAAGGUUCUGUCCUCGGACCAUCUGCGAAAUCCAAUCGAGUGCAAGAUUUUGGCUCAUCUGUAGCUCUUUAGCAAUAAAGUCAUACUUUAUAACCAGUAACGAACAGUUUAUAUCUUAAUAAUAGGCAGGUAAUAAGCCAGUAGUUAAGUACCCUUCAGGGACAGCUUAAGGAGUCCCCCAAGGUUCUGUACUCAGACCAUCUGCAAGGAUUUGGCUCAUUAGUAGCUUUAUAGCAAUGGAAUAAUGCUUUAUAACCAGUAAUGAUCAAGUAAUAUACAGUAAAUAACCGGUAAUAAGCCAGUAGUUAUGUAGCUUUCAGGAACAGCUUAAGGAGUCCCCCAAGGUUUUGUCCUCUGAAUAACUGUUCAGUCCACAAUCCACAAGGUUCAGUCCUCGGACCAAUCCACUCGAGUGCAAGAAUUUGGCUCAUUUGUAGAUUUUUAGCAAUAAACACAUACUUUAUAACUAGUAAUGAACAGUUCAUAUCUUAAUAAUAGGCAGGUAAUAAGUAGACUUUCAAAACAGUUUAAGGAGUCCACUCAAUGGCAAGAAUUUGGCGCAUUGGUAUCAUGUUAUUAGCUACUGGCUUAUUAUCUGCCUAUUAAAAAGUUAUUAACUGUUCAUUAGUAGUCAUAACUUUUAAUUAUUAGGAGCUUACGAUUAGU